Ictalurus furcatus (blue catfish) is the source of this 1442-nucleotide messenger RNA. RefSeq names its product extracellular calcium-sensing receptor-like. Lineage: Eukaryota; Metazoa; Chordata; Actinopteri; Siluriformes; Ictaluridae. Gene Ontology annotation, molecular function: G protein-coupled receptor activity. The record is from RefSeq and is a predicted model, not a curated record. The transcript has 4 exons. Bases 1 to 1356 code for a protein of 451 amino acids. Gene Ontology annotation, cellular component: membrane. Gene Ontology annotation, biological process: G protein-coupled receptor signaling pathway.
AUGGCUUUGAUGAAUGGUAUGGACAAAACAGCAGAUGAUGCAUGCUCUGGACAAGCAGCAGUACAAGCCAUCAUAGGAGAGUCAGAGUCAUCUCCUACUAUAGUACUCACAAAAACUACAGGACCUUUUAAUAUCCCAGUGAUAAGCCAUGGGGCCACAUGUGAAUGUUUGAGCAAUAGAAAAGAGUACCCCUUUUUCUUCAGGACCAUAGCAAGUGACUACUACCAGAGCAGAGCAUUGGCAUAUUUGGUCAAGCACUUUGGCUGGUCUUGGGUGGGAGCUGUGAACAGUGAUAAUGACUACGGAAACAAUGGAAUGGCCAUUUUUCUGAAUGCAGCCAAAGAGGAGGGGAUAUGUGUCGAGUACUCUGAGAAGUUUGAUCGAUCAGAUACUGCCAAAAUCAUGAAAGUGGUGGAUAUUAUUAAGAAAGGCACAGCCAAGGUAGUUAUUAUAUUUAUUGCCCAAGCCGACAUGAAUGUUCUAAUAGACCAGCUUAUUCUGAAGAAUGUCACCGGCUACCAGAUGAUUGGUGUAGAGUCAUGGAUUACUGCAAUCAAUCUAGCAACUCCAGCAAGUUACAAUGUACUGAUUGGAUCCAUUGGAUUGGAUGUAGGGAAAUUGAACAUUGGUGGUUUUGCUGACUAUGUUAUAAAAGAGUUUUGGGAAACAGAUUUCCCUUGCUUGAACAAAGAGGGAAACAUUUCUCAAACCGAAAACAACUGCAAGAGAUAUGAGGAAAUAAUUCCCUUUAAAAACUACAACGAAGAUAUAUCUGAAUUGAGAUAUGCAAAUAACAUCUACAGUGCAAUUUAUGCUGUGGCACAUUCUCUACACAGCCUGUUGAGAUGCACAGAAAAAAAGAAUUGUGAAAAUGACAAGACAAUACAAUCAUGGCAGGUUGUUGAGUCUCUGAAAAAAGUUAAUUUCACUACUAAAGCAGGAGAACAUAUCUGGUUUGAUAGCACUGGGGCAACAGCUGCAAAAUAUGACGUGGUCAACUGGCAACAAGGUUUUGGCAGGGAAGUGCAAUUUAAGGUAGUUGGCUAUUAUGAUGCCUCUCUGCCAAGUGGACAACAGUUUGUCCUAAAUGCUGAAGAUAUUGUUUGGGCUGGAGAGAAGAAAGAGAAGCCCAGGUCUGUGUGCAGUGAAAGCUGUCCUCCAGGAACCAGGAAAGCUGCACAGAAAGGAAGGCCUGUCUGCUGUUAUGACUGUAUACCAUGUGCAGAGGGAGAGAUCAGUAACCAGACAGGUAAUUUCAGCAUUACCAAGUUUCAAAGACAUUUUUUUUGUUGUACAUUUUUCAUCCUCCUCCUAUUAUUUAGGAUACAGUUCCUGAAAAAUGGCAUCAAUAAAUGAAACCAUGAUGAAUAUUUAUUUUAUUUUCUAAUAAGAAUAAACAUGAUUAUUUUGCAGAUUCAAAUAACUGUGAGCAGUGUCCAGGG